GAGCAAAUGUCCAAUGGCAGCUCUCUCAACAAGUUCCUCCUCCUGCCAUUCACAGACACACGGGAGCUGCAGCUCUUGCACUUCUCACUCUUCCUGGGCAUCUACUUGGCUGCCCUCCUGGGCAAUGGAGUCAUCAUCACAGCCAUAGCCUGCGACCACCACCUCCACACCCCCAUGUACUUCUUCCUCCUCAACCUCUCCCUCCUUGAUCUUGGCUCCAUCUCCACCACUGUCCCAAAAUGCAUGGCCAAUUCCCUCUGGAACACCAGAGCCAUUUCCUACUGGGGAUGUGUUGCACAGGUCUUUCUGUUUGUCUUUUUCAUGGCAUCAGAGUAUUAUCUCCUCACAGUCAUGGCCUACGACCGCUAUGUUGCCAUCUGCAGACCCCUGCACUAUGGGACCCUCAUGGACAGCAGAGCUUGUUUCCAAAUUGCAGCAGCUGCCUGGACAAGUGGGUUUCUCUAUUCCCUUCUGCACACUGCUAGUACAUUUUCCUUACCACUCUGCCAAGGCAAUGUGGUUCAGCAGUUCUUCUGCGAAAUCCCUCAGAUCCUCAAGCUCUCUUGCACAGAUGCCUACCUCAGGGAAAGUGGAGUUAUUGUGGUUAGUGCUUGUUUAGUUUUGGGGUGUUUCCUUUUCAUUGUGGUGUCCUACGUGCAGAUUUUCAGAGCUGUACUGAGGAUCUCCUCUGAGCAGGGCCGCCACAAAGCCUUUUCCAUGUGCUUCCCACAUCUAGCUGUUGUCUCCCUGUUUGUCAGCACUGACGUGUUUGCCUACCUGAAGCCCCUGUCCAUCUCAUCAUCAACUCUGGAUCUGGUGUUGGCCGUUCUCUACUCARUGGUGCCCCCAACCCUGAACCCUCUGAUCUACAGCAUGCGGAACAGGGAGCUGCAGCAUACAGUGAGGAAACUGGUUCAUUUGGUACUAGUUCAUCAGAAAUAA
Molecule: messenger RNA, 942 nt
Organism: Nothoprocta perdicaria
Lineage: Eukaryota; Metazoa; Chordata; Aves; Tinamiformes; Tinamidae
Product: olfactory receptor 14A16-like
Exons: 1
Coding region: 7-942 (311 amino acids)
Biological process (GO): G protein-coupled receptor signaling pathway
Cellular component (GO): membrane
Molecular function (GO): G protein-coupled receptor activity; olfactory receptor activity
Source: RefSeq, a predicted model, not a curated record